This is a messenger RNA of Siniperca chuatsi (mandarin fish), 3412 nucleotides long. It is a transcript of the gene asb4, whose product is annotated as ankyrin repeat and SOCS box containing 4. Gene Ontology annotation, biological process: intracellular signal transduction. Gene Ontology annotation, molecular function: protein binding. Gene Ontology annotation, cellular component: nucleus; cytoplasm. The transcript has 6 exons. The record is from RefSeq and is a predicted model, not a curated record. Bases 292 to 1698 code for a protein of 468 amino acids. Lineage: Eukaryota; Metazoa; Chordata; Actinopteri; Centrarchiformes; Sinipercidae.
AUUUUUACCAUGUAACCAUCCACUGCGUGAUGCCCUUCUCUCAGUCGACUUAUCCUUAUCUGACCAGACUGGCUGGCCUGGAGUCAGCCACAGUCAGCUGCAGCUCUCCAGUCCCUCCCUCUCUCCUUUCUAUUUAUAUUCAACCUAAUUUCACUCCAGGGCCAUUUCUUUUUCCACUGACGACUUCCCCUGUCACUUUUUGCCCCUUUUCUUCUACUUCAUUUCUGUCUUUCUUCCUCAUACACCUCCCAUAUUUGAUGGCUGGGCUUAUGGAGGCCUUCCAGUGGGGGUAUGGUUGACACCUUCAUUACCACCAUUUGUGCGUUUAUUUCCAAUUUCCUCCAUGCUGUGUGGAGAAUGUUAGUGUCCGAGCCGGCUGGUUUGGCAGUGCUAUACGAGGAGCAAGGCCCAUUUUUUAGGGAGUUCAUGGAGGACUUGAACUCCACACAACUGGCAGUCAAACAGCUGAAGCAACAGUUCCGGGAUGCCCUGCAGGCCAACAAUGUCCAGCAGGUCCUGCAGAUUCUGCACACUGGGAAACUAGACAUUGACACUGUGCUGGAGGUGGAGGAUCCCAGCAUGGUACUGGCCUCAUACAAACAAGGUUAUUGGCUCCCAGGCUACAAACUGGAGAAGUCCUGGGCGAUGGGUAUUCAUGUAUGUGUGAUGUACAAUGCUCUGGAAACAGCACUGGUGCUCCUUCAGAAAGGUGCAGCCAUCAACCGGAUGCCCAAUGGGAAGACGCCACUGCACGUGGCCUGUGAGGUCUCCAAUGGCGACUGUGUUGCCUUGCUUUUGGCUCACGGGGCAAAGGUCAACAGCCUGUCACUGAGCGGACACACACCACUCCACUACUGCAUCACCAGGGAGUCUGUGGACUGUGCCAAGCAGCUCAUCCUCAAAGGUGCAAAAGUCAAUAUGCCCAGCCACAACAAUGAUGAGGACACACCUUUACACACAGCAGCCAGAUUUGGCGUCCCAGAGCUGGUGGCUCUCUAUUUAGCCCACGGAGCGCCUGUGGAUGCAGUCAACUCUCUCCAGGAGACUCCCCUGAUGACUGCGGCCUUCUGGGGUUUUGAUGCUAAAGAGCAAAUCUACAGCCAAAAUCACCAUAUUGUCUGUCGCCUCCUUCUGGACCACCAGGCAGAUCCGAACCUCCAAGAAGAGGACCAUAAAACAGCUCUUCACAAGGCAGCCUGGAACUGUGAUCAUGUCCUGAUGCAGAUGCUGCUGGAGGCCGGGGCAGAUACACGAGCCAUGGACAUCAAUGGCUGUGGCCCCAUACAGUAUCUCCUCAAAGUAACUGAUGUGAGGCCUGUGGCAAUUCCUGAGCUCUGCUAUCAGCUGCUGCUCAACUAUAAUGCAGCACGGAUCUAUCCACCCCAGUUCCACAAGGUGUUGCAGUCCUGCCACGACUACCCCAGAGCAGUAGAAAUCAUGGUCAACUCUUAUGAACGUUUAAAGCCCACAAAUAAGUGGAGAGCUGCCAUUCCUGAUGACUGCUACAAGCGACAUAAAGACUUCUACGAGUCUUUGUUUGCUGUUUGCACCAACACUCCUCGCAGCCUGCUUCACCUGACAAGAUGUGCCAUCAGAGCCACCCUGGGUGGGUUCUGCCACAGAGGUGUAGCACAGCUGCCUCUGCCAUCUCCCAUGAAGAAAUAUUUAUUACUGGAACCGGACGGGAUUCUGUACUGAUGAAGAGACUUCUGCAUGGGACGAUACUCUAAUAUGUAGCCUGAUGAUUUUAAUAGAAAAAUUCACUACCUCUCUGCAUACUAUGGAAAGUGAAAAUGCUUCUAGUUGGAGCUGGCACUAACAGGUUUUGUAUGGAACAUAAGAAAUCCCUCUUUAGAGUUUGACAGUACAGAAGAAGCUACAUGCAAGCUGUCUUUGCUGGAGUCGAACCGUAAUCACAUGAUUACUAUAAAACUGAUUUAAGGUGGUUUUAGGCUGGACAUGGCAGGAGAUGCCAUCCAACAAAUUCCAAAUUAUGAAUCAAUUGACUGUUCAACCAUAAAUAUACAGAGGUUUGAGGGAAAGGUGAGACAGUGGCAAUUUACUGAUGAAAAUUGCUGUGCUACUUUUAAUAAUAGUAAUGAUUUAUGGUGAUUGGCAAGUGAGGAUUUUUGUCUGCUGGACCGUAUGGAACCACCAUCUUCUCCCCACAACCUCUUUCUGUAAUCCUUGUAUUAUUUAUAUCUUUCUCCUUCUACAGAGGCCUUAUUUGUCUCUUUUAAGCAACAUGAGUGUCAGUAAAUAUCAUUUGUCUUUUGUGCAGUUAUUUUCCACCAACUUGUCAUUCAAUUACAGUGCUGCCUCAUACUUCAGAGGAUCCAAAUCUACCUGGCAACCUGCCUUAAUGCUCCCUCUUAAGCUCAUGCUCUUGUGAUACUCCACUAUUUGCAGAACAAACACUUGACAAAGCCCUCCAUAACAAGUGCUUGUUUUUCCAGUGGACUGCAUAUGAAGCCAUGUAAAUGGAUACAUGCUAAGUAAGGAAGCACAAAUAAUCAGCAAAAACAGUGAUUUUAACUUAAUAUCCUGGUCAAGUUUUUGCACGAUUUAUAAGAAUGUCCACCUUUAGUCAACACCAGAUGUUAUAUUUGAACUGCUUUCCAUCCUGACUUUUACUUUGAAAGAUAAUUUCACCAGUAAAUGCACUGUAGAUCGAAUGAAAGAUGAAAGACCACUUUGGAAAAUCUCUACAGAGUGUGACCUGGGCCUAUUAUUCCAGUCACAACAGCAUGCUGUAAUGGUGUGAGCAUCUCAGUCUAUUUUAUCCAGGUGUAAAGGAGAUAAUGCCAGUGUACUAUACAGGCUGCCUGGAGAGAGAGGUGCUGCUGAGUUAUUAGUGUCUUUGUUGAAGAGGAGAAAGUGAACCGGCAGCCCCAGGAAACAUUAAGAUUAAGGCUGCUCAGCUUUCAAUAAUGAAGGCUGAAUUAGGAUGGGAGAAAGGAAAUUAAGCUUACUUCUCUGCUCUUUUUCUUCACCUCCAAUCAUACAGUAUACACAGAUAGCAAGCAUGAGUGUUACUAAAAAGGUAUGACUAAGACAAACCAUAGUAGUUUUUUCCAGCAAACAUUUUGGAAGAAUGAUUAAGGAAAUGUCUGAGUUUGUUUUAUUUUAAAUAUUUGUAGUUUCCACAUUCUUUGAACAAUCCAAGUAUAUGGAGGUCUGAACUGUUCCAAAUAGUUUCAUUAUCUUUUCAUAAAAAGGAAUUAAAUGCCACUUUGAUCAGUGAGCUCACCAUCUUACAACAGUUGUUUGUAACUGUGGUAUAGUGUUGGUGUAAUCAUUAUAAAAUUAUGAACUUUAUGGCAGUCCAUAGGUCAUUCACAUAAACAGGUGUGUCUAUGCUGUGUGCUUAUACCUUAAUCAAAUAAUUAUAAUAAACUAUAUAUAAACAGUA